AUGAAAACAGGCUUAACCAUCUUGCAGCUGUCCUUUUGCCUCAGCCUAAUCGUGGUUGUAUCCCUAUCUAUGGGGAUGCGUCCAGAAACAUGUGACCACUACGAGUGUCCAACCUAUGAAAUGGCAGAAUCCAGAAAUGGCUACGAGAUUCGUGUGUAUAAAUCUGCGGUCUGGAUGUCCACUGGGCCUAUCACUGCCCCAUCCAUGACUGAAGCCUCCAAAACCGGUUUCCAACGACUAUUUCGUUACAUACAAGGAGAUAACAAGAGCAAGACAAAGAUGAACAUGACAGCUCCGGUUAUCACACAAAAACCACCCGGUAAAUCAGUCUACACUGUCUCUUUCUACCUCCCAAAGAAGAACCAACAAAACCCACCUUUGGCCGAUGACCUCCACGUGCAGACAUGGAAACCUACCUACGUAGCCAUGAGGCAGUUCAGUGGGUAUGUGACGGAUGAUAUAGCCAAGAAAGAAGCUGCAGCUCUGAUGGACAGCCUCAAGAAUACUAAAUGGAAAGUGCACAUCGAGCAGAGCAAAGGAAAGUCGCCCGAGUAUUUAGUAGCCGGUUACAGCCCGCCGUUCCAGACCACAGCUAGAGUUAAUGAGAUUCUGGUCCCGUUUACCAUGUAA
Eruca vesicaria subsp. sativa (arugula) is the source of this 630-nucleotide messenger RNA. Lineage: Eukaryota; Viridiplantae; Streptophyta; Magnoliopsida; Brassicales; Brassicaceae. The record is from the annotation of a GenBank genome assembly.